Messenger RNA from Drosophila busckii, 1497 nucleotides. RefSeq names its product cell wall protein IFF6-like. The record is from RefSeq and is a predicted model, not a curated record. The coding region runs from base 1 to 1074 and encodes 357 amino acids. NCBI's taxonomy places the organism in Eukaryota, Metazoa, Arthropoda, Insecta, Diptera, Drosophilidae. The transcript has 2 exons.
AUGUCCGAAGCAAUCAUGGAUCUGGCUCAACCACAAUCACAACCUCUUCUGAAACAUCAGAGCAUUCUGGCUCAACUUCGGAACUCUGAUGAUGUUGAGCACUCCGCCCACUCUAGCAGGGAAAACAGGAUUGACGAUGUCCCAAGCAAUCAUGGAUCAAGAUCUACCACAAUCACAACCUCUUCUGAGACAUCAGAGCAACCCGGUUCAACUUCAAACCCAGCUCUAAUUGAGGACUCCGCGCACUCUAGCAGCGAAAACAAGAUUGACGACUUCCCAACCAAUCAAGGAUCAAGCUCCACCACAAUCACAGCCUCGUCUGAAACAUCAGAGCAAUCCGGCUCAACUUCAAACCCAGCUGUAUUUGUGGACCCCGCUCACUAUAGCAGCGAAAACAAGAUUGACGAUGUCCCAAGCAAUCAUGGAUCUGUCUCUUCCACAAUCACAACCUCACAAUCUGAGACAUCAGAGCAAUCUGGCUCAACUUCAAACCCAGCUGUAAUUAUGGACUCCGCUCACUCUAACAGAGAAAACAAGAUUGGCGAUGUCCGAAGCAAUCAUGGAUCUGGCUCUACCACAAUUACAACCUCUUCUGAGACAUCAGAGCAAUCCGACUCAACUUCAAACCCAGCUGUAAUUGAGGACUCCGCCCACUCUGGCAGCGAAAACAAGAUUGACGAUGUGAAAACGAAUCAUGGAUCAAGUUCGACCACAAUCACUACUUCUUCUGAGACAACAGAGCAUUCCGGUUCUUCUUCAAGCCCACCUAAUUUGGACUCCACCCACUAUAGCGGCGAAUACAAAAUUGACGAUGGCGCCAGUUCUCAUGGAUCAAACUCAGCCACAAUUACAACUUCAUUGGAGUCAUAUGAAAAGUCCGGCAUAACUUCAAGUCCCGCUGAUGUUGAGUACGCCGGGAAUGACAGGAAUGAAAACACUAAGGCAUUGUCUUCAGGAAAAUCGGGUCAUAUCAAAUUAUCCGAUAUCUCUUUGCUUAGAAAAUCUAGUUGGAGGCAAACUUCAAAUUCGAAAAAAUCACAUCAUAAUCAGAUAAAAGAAGUAUGCAAAAUGUAAACUCCGUAAAAUCUGCUGAAUUUGAAGGUGGCGUCAGAGCAUUGUCUUAUGAGCCCACUUCUGCUGGCCCGUCUACUGUCCCAGGCAUUAUCGAAAAAAUAAUCACGAAACGUUUAGAUGCAAUUCCAAUGAAUUCUAUUUCUUUGAAGAAGAAUAAUGAAAACAUUAAAGCUAAUACAAAUGGCGAUAGGUAUGCUGUAACUGGCAUUAAAGCUGGCGGCACACAGUUUGGACUCGGACCUUAUCCUUAUUGGUGGGGAGCUCAAGGAGGUUGGAUGGCACAUAGACCAACCUGGAGUGGUUAUGGAUGGAAACCAUAUGCAACUGGAUGGAGGACUAAUGCGUGGAACUAAUAUAGUCAAAACAGGAUGCCUGAUAUCAUACAAAUAUUAAUGUAUGUUACGCUAAUGGUGUUUAUAAUUU